Messenger RNA from Mesitornis unicolor (brown roatelo), 1353 nucleotides. Its product is annotated as exonuclease mut-7 homolog. The annotation marks the transcript as partial. The record is from RefSeq and is a predicted model, not a curated record. Gene Ontology annotation, molecular function: nucleic acid binding; 3'-5' exonuclease activity. Gene Ontology annotation, biological process: nucleobase-containing compound metabolic process. NCBI's taxonomy places the organism in Eukaryota, Metazoa, Chordata, Aves, Mesitornithiformes, Mesitornithidae. The transcript has 9 exons.
AGCACGGUUGGAGAGAACCGAUGGCUUCAAGGGCACCUGGUACAGCUGCUGCUCAGUUACUGUGAUUUGAACACAGCGGCAAGAUGGGCACAACGCUUCAGUUUGCCCAGGGAGACGCUUCCUUAUGGAGUGGCUGACGAGCUCCAAAAGCUUCAGCUCCAAGAGAGGGUAGAAGAGGCCACGAAAGCAGAUAACUAUGAAGAGAGUAAGAAGAAGGACUAUUACCAGCUUCCUAUUCCACGGGCAAAUAUUCACUUCCUGCAGACGUGGGAAGAGACCUUGCAGUGCUGGGAAAAGGUUUUGCAGCCUGGGCAGGUUGUUGGCAUUGACAUGGAGUGGAGGCCUUCGUUCGGCGUGGUCGGGAAGCCCCGCGUCUCCCUCAUUCAGAUCGCUCUGAAGGAUGGGGUGUUCCUGCUGGACUUGCCACGGCUCCUCGAGCAAGCUGAGGCGGAGGGUGAGAAGGAGAAGCUUCCCCAUUUCAUCCAGAGGCUCUAUUCAGAUGCAGCCAUCACUAAACUAGGUUAUGGGAUGUCUGGAGACCUUAACAGCCUUGCAGCCACCUGGUCUGCUUUCAGAGACACCGAUAAGCAAGCGCGAGGUGUGGUGGACCUGCUCACAGUGGACAAACAACUGCAGAAGAGCUCCAUUGACUGGAAGAAGGGCGGCCGGCAGGUUGAUAUGCUGUCCCCAGAGGACAGAGGGUUCAGGCAGCCGGAGAAAGGCCUCAGCCUCUUGGUGCAGCAUGUGCUGGGGAAACCUCUAGACAAAACAGAGCAGCUGUCUAACUGGGAGAAACGGCCUCUCCGGGAGGAACAGAUCCUCUAUGCAGCUUCAGAUGCAUACUGUUUGCUGGAGGUCUACGAGAAACUCUGUAAGGAUCCAGCGAGCUUUGGUCUGAGUUCAGACCUGACCGAGAGCCUGGUGGGAAAACCGAGCGUAAAACACAGGGCAAAAAAGCAGCUGAAUAAACAAGAAGUACCUUCACCUUCUGGACAGCAAUGCAAAGGAUCCCAGAAGGAGACCCCGUGUCCCCCUGCUCCCAUCUCCCCAAAGGAGUUCAGCGUGGUCUGCGAUAACAUGCUGCAAGGCCUCGGGCGCUAUCUUCGCUGCCUUGGCGUGGAUGUCCGGAUGCUGGAGAACGAGGAUGACCAUAGGAAAGCUGCUGAGAUUGCCCGACAGGAAGGAAGAGUCAUUUUAACCUCUGGGCUCCCAUAUCAGACUCUCCAGUCCCAGGUAGCAGAAGGAAGGUGUUUCUCUGUGAACUGCUCAGAAAAGGCCAAGGAACAGGCCCUGCAGGUUUUGAAGCACUUCAACGUUCAAGUGUCCCUGGCAGAUAUCUUCAGCCGCUGCCAG